Candidozyma haemuli is the source of this 3618-nucleotide messenger RNA. RefSeq lists its product as uncharacterized. The transcript has 2 exons. The record is from RefSeq and is a predicted model, not a curated record. Bases 1 to 3618 code for a protein of 1205 amino acids. NCBI's taxonomy places the organism in Eukaryota, Fungi, Ascomycota, Pichiomycetes, Serinales, Metschnikowiaceae.
AUGCCUUUGGACACUUAUGCACAUUUGAACGGCCUUCCCAAUGGCGCCAGCGGUUUUCCAGACACUUUGGGCGAGCUUCGACUCCAGCUUAUUGGAAACAGAGAACUCAAGAUCAGAGUGCUUCAGGAGCCACAGUUCGUGGAAUGGCUCUUGCAGCAGCUUCAGCAGGACUUGGACAAGGUGGAAAGGGACUCAGCUCUUCCUGGAAUUGAGCUUUCCCGGAAUAUUCACGAUAAGGUGGUGAUCUUGCGGAUUCUAGCGUGUUUCGUUGCGGACCUCCAGAACUCAGACGACAAGACUGCUGUGGAUGGAGCUAGCUUACGUGGCUGUGUGCCAUUGAUGGCAAGGCUUUUUGAGUAUGUGGGUCUGGCAUUUCUUCCGUCAUCUUCGUCGGCCACGACAUCGUCAGGCCACGGUUCGGCCCGUAACGAGAGUGAGGUGGUCCAGGUGAAAUCUGACUUCCAGAAAGUGCUCUGUGACGCUCUUUGGAUUGUGCUUGUGUUUGCCAAUUCUACGAAUGUGUUGCUUGAUGAGAAAUGUUACGAGAACUUGUGGAAGUUGACCACUACAUUGCUUAUAUGUGACGAUACUAAGACAUCACGCCUGGCACUGAGACUCAGAACUGCCGUGGUUUCAAGUUUGAGCACGCUUCCGUUUCUUCUUAAAGGGGCUCCAAAGGAGUUGACUGAGAAAUACGCUUCGUCUUUGCUUAGGCUCUGCUUGCUUCGUCUCCAUAAGGAAUUCGCCCAGUUACAUAACCACUAUGUGGAUGGCUUGCCCACACAAGGACACUUUUUGGAGAAGGUUUCUCCGAAUAUUAUCGCUGACAAGCGGCUUCUACGUGACUUCUUUGAGAUUGACUUUAUCACGUCUUUGGUUGUCGCAGCUGCUCAGUUGCUUAACCACACUAAGGAGAGGAAUAAGGCACUUCCACUUCAGCUGAGCAUUUUCACAUCCAAGGAAGUGUUCCUUUGCAUGGUUCUUUUGCUUAAAUGUGAAGAAUGUCAUUUGCUUAACAUCGCUACCCUCAACUUGAUACAUUUCUACCUCAAUGCUCUUGAGGACCUGGGCACGGCUUCUGAAGAGAUCAUCUUUAAGACAUACGAGAAGCUAUUUCCCCGGAUUAUCGAGCUCUUGGACACAGACCUUUCCCAGAAACAUUCUAUUCCUCCAUUCCUUCAGCUUCCCGUAUCAGUCCUCUCAGGUCUUUGCCUCAAGUACCCAAGAAUGUCCUUGCAUUUGCACAAUACCAAUGUUGACAUGAAGAUUAUGAAGGAUCUUCAGGCUCUUAUCAAGAAGACACCCGUUUUCAGCAGCAUCUUUAAACUCAAGGUGGCAUCGAAGCAAGGAACGAAACUCGCUGAUUUCACCACUCUUACGAAACAUCGUAUUGGUGGAGCUGAUUCGAGGGGAGAAUUGGGUGCUCAUGCAACAUCUUUGGAGCAGGUUUCUGAUUAUUUACAGCUUUUAAGCGUCUACACAAGUUCUAAUGAAGAUUACCGUCGUCGUGUGACUAAGUUUCUGGAGCUGAAGGCAUCAAAAGCACUGGGUCCAAAUUUCUUAUGCCUUUCUGUCUUUGAAUUCAUGGAUGACUACAGGUUCUUGAUCCAGCAAGCUCUUUUAUCAUACGAAGUUUUGGGUAAGCUCCUACAGGAGUCCUCUAAGCAAGACCAGACGAAAAUCCUCGCCUGGUUUGGUAAGAAUCUUGGUGUUAUCUACACCUUGAUAGAGCAUCCAAUAUUCACUCAAACAAUCUACUUGGUUAGGUCUCUUUCGAGAUCCAUUGGUACUUUAAGAACCUUCUUUGUGGACUGCAACUCGAUCAAAAGGAAUAAUACGAACGAAGACAUCAUUGAUAUCAUCAAGGUCAGAUAUAACAGAGAAGCUUCGUUCAAGAGACGAGGUAGUUUUGUGUCUAGUCUUUUGGAGAUUUUGGGCCUGCUUGAUAACGUCAAAUAUGCAAUGCAGUAUUUUACCAAAGCUAACCCAGAAUUGAGUCUUCAGUUUGCACCUCCAAGAAAGACUCUCUGUGUGAAAAAGGUGAUCCUCCUCGCUUCAAUUGCCAAUUUCAUUCUUGACUUCAGUUCCUUCCGUUAUGAGAUUGUUAACCACGACUCAUUUUUGGUGGACCUCGCCAGGGUGUUCCAGACUUCAGCUUCUGAAGAAGAGAUUAAGUAUUCAGAAGAUGAGGAGCGUGAAAUUGCAUAUGAACAUCUUCGUGAGCAGCUCACAGUACUUCAAGUCGUGAAGAGUUACCUUUACAAUGAGAACGAAGAGAACAGAAAGGUAUUAUGGGACUUCAUUCCGUUAUCGUUGAUCUUUGAGAAGUCUUUAUAUGGCCUUGUUGGUCCCAUAGAAGAGGAUGCGGAGCUUCAUGCUUUGUUUGUUCAGCACAAGAUACUUGCUUUUGAGAUCAUGAGAAACCUUACCGCUGCUUCUUCGUUCUUCAGCGAAGCCAUCAGGGAAUCAUACCUUGAGUACGUGAAAGAGGAGGCACAGCAUGGCCAUACUUCGGCUCCUUCUACGUGGCAUGAAUACUUGUUACAGAACCUUUUGAGUUACAACUUAUUCGCUGAUGAUGGCAAGGUGCACAAGGAAGAGGAGUUCCUUCAGUCAGAUGAAUUCUUCUUUACAUUGAUCAAGAACUCCGAGUAUGUCAGACUUCUUGUGGGUAUCAACUACUUAGAAGAUCAUCGCUACACGAACAUUUCAGUCUUCAAGAAGCUGGACUUCCCUCUGAAGGCCAUGAUCGAAAUCUGGAAGCGUAUCCUUGAUGCCAAGUUGCUGGACAAGCUAGAACAAAAGCUCUGCGGUCAUAAUCUCAACGAGAGAGUGAAGUUGGCUAACCAGCUUAUUGAACUUAAGUUUUCCAUCAACUGGAUUCUCAUCAAUUUGACUUGGCAAGACGACGCUUUUGGCUACCAAGUUCCAGAUAAAGUCAGCUUUGGUCUUCUUGAUACCGUGGGUCACCGUACUCACAGCGAUCCACAUAGCGAGGAUAGGCAAUUGUUCAAUUCUUCAAAUAUCGUGAUUGAAGAGAGCGAGGACGAAGAAGGUGGUGAGGAACGUCAUACACCAGCGCAACCAGAAGAUGAAGAUGGAGAAAUGAGCGCCGAGGAUAAGGCAAAGCUCUUGCACCGGUACCAAUUCAGCCAGAUUUUGCAAAGGAUUAUUAUUGACAUGUCGAAACCCAAGUUCAAGAGCCGGGGCAAUUCAAAAGUUAGCAGUAUCGAGAGGUUCGAUCUUUUGAACGCCAACAACUUAUACGAGAAGUCAAAGACGGCGCUUUCCCAGAUUACUGGGUUAGUUUCUGGCCAUGCCACAAAUCACGAAAGUGGACCACCAGGAGCAGGCCAAGCACGCACCGAAGAACGCCAUCCGUUGAGAAGAAUGAGUAACAUCAUCAGCAGCAGAGACGGUACGAGAAUCAGAAGAGACGUGAACCGAGGCGGCGAAGGGUUUGGCUACGAUUCAGCAGAUGAUGUUGACGAAUCUGGCGGUACAGAAAGACAAGGCGAUGAAGAGGAAGAGGAAGACGAGGACGACGCUUCAGACACCAAUGCAGAGCAGUCAGAUAUGGACGAUGUGGUUGACAUUGACGAUUACUGGGUGAGGUAG